This is a messenger RNA of Brienomyrus brachyistius, 7811 nucleotides long. RefSeq names its product U2AF homology motif (UHM) kinase 1 (gene uhmk1). The coding region runs from base 415 to 1686 and encodes 423 amino acids. Gene Ontology annotation, molecular function: RNA binding; ATP binding; protein serine/threonine kinase activity. Gene Ontology annotation, cellular component: nucleus; neuronal ribonucleoprotein granule. Lineage: Eukaryota; Metazoa; Chordata; Actinopteri; Osteoglossiformes; Mormyridae. Gene Ontology annotation, biological process: positive regulation of translational initiation; peptidyl-serine phosphorylation; regulation of protein export from nucleus. The record is from RefSeq and is a predicted model, not a curated record. The transcript is spliced from 8 exons.
CAAUCUCGCGUGCGCUCUUUCGUUUCCGGGAAAAUGGCCGCCCAAACAAACCCGGGGGCAUUCGGCUUACUUUUUCCCUUAACGUUUUAGGGAAUAUCGAAAACCCAAAGGCAGUAAUAGGCGUCACUGGAAAGGAGCUCGUUUCUCCUUAAAAACAACUUGAUGAAUGUGAGGAGUCGCAGCGGAUUCGGACGCGCCGGGGAUGCCGCCGCCAACUAACUGACAGUUCAGUAUGCUACACACAUUUAUAAAUAUAAAGGACAAGUGUCUGAGUAUGGUACGACUACUGAUAUCUCACAGUUUUCCCAAAACUCAAAAGUCGGGAUGUUAAUAAUGUGUAAUAUUGACUGCUGUCGGGUUAGCUAGCUAGCUAGGCCGGCUAGGUCUUAGGCUUUAUUAGGCUUCACACGCACGAUGGCUGGCCGCAGUUCUGAAGCAAACGGCGACGGCGGCAGCGUACCGCACGGCGGUGUAGACCAGGCGAUGAAACCGGUCUUUUUCGAGAUCUUUGGGGAAAUGUGGAAAGUGCAGGCUCGCCUCGGCCAGGGCGUCUCUGCCUCCGUGUACCGCGUCAGCUCUGGGAGAGCCAGCCUGGCCGCCGUUAAGGAAUUCCAGGUGGACGCACAAGGCGGGGAUUACGGGUAUCACAAAGAGAGAUCAGUGCUGGAGGAUAUUCAUGGACAUAAAAACAUCGUUACUUUGUAUGGGGUUUUCACCAAUCACAGCUCUGUGGGCGUGGCGACUCGCUGUUUGCUGCUAGAGCUACUGGAUGUGAGCGUGUCUGAGCUGCUGGUGAGGGCCAGCAAUCAGGGCCAUUCCAUGUGGGUCAUCCAGCACUGUGCCCGGGAUGUGCUGGAGGCCUUGUCGUUCCUGCACCGAGCGGGCUACGUUCACGCUGACCUUAAACCGCGUAAUGUCCUGUGGAGCGCCGACGAUGAGUGCUUCAAGCUCAUAGAUUUCGGGCUCAGCUAUAAAGAGGGACAUCAGGAUGUGAAGUACAUUCAGACGGAUGGUUACCGGGCACCUGAAGCUGAGCUGCAGAACUCGCUGGCCCAGGCCGGCAUGGAGGGGGACAGGGGCUGCACCACGGCCAUCGACCUGUGGAGUCUAGGAAUCAUCUUAUUGGAAAUGUACUCAGGAAUUAAACUGAAGGAAACUGUUAGAUCUCAGGAAUGGAAGGAUAAAAGUACUGCGAUAAUAGACCACAUUUUCGCUAGUAAAAUUGUGGUCGGUCCAGCGAUACCGGUUUACCACCUACGAGACCUUAUCAAAAGCCUCCUCCACAACGACCCGGUCCAGAGAAGCACAGCGAAGGCAGCUCUGUGCAGCCCCUUCUUCAGCAUUCCCUUCGCUCCUCAUAUCGAAGACCUGGUGAUGCUUCCCACGCCAGUGCUCCGCCUGCUGAACGUCAUCGACGACAGCCACCUUCACAACGAGGAGGAGUACGAGGACAUCGUAGAGGACAUGAAAACGGAGUGUCAGAAGUACGGUGCCGUCGUGUCUCUGCUGAUCCCCAAGGAGAAUCCAGGAAAAGGCCAGGUUUUCGUUGAGUAUGCAAAUGCUGGCGACUCCAAAGAAGCCCAGAGACUGCUGACAGGACGCACCUUUGACGGGAAGUUCGUCGUUGCCACUUUCUACCCGCUGAGUGCCUACAAGAGGGGCUACUUGUACCAGACCGUGCAGUAAGCCUGCAUAUGUGACCAGGGGUCCUCAGAGCAGAACUGGGGCAUCCUCUGAUAUAUGCAAGGCCAAGCUGCCAGUGAAGUAGGCGCAGGGCUGCAUGCAUCAUUGCAUUUCACGCAGGGCAUUCGAUUUUUUGCAAUUGCAGAUGUUUGUUUAAUGUCACGAUGCCCAGAUCAUUUAGACUUUGGAAAAAGAGAUGCAUAUUUAUGUUACUACUCUGGAAAACAAUUAAUGUAAUGAAUUAGUGCUUUGGGCUGUAUUCUGAGAGGUCCAGUCUCAGACAUUCAGAACAAGACCCAAAUGCGAUGGUUGCCCAGCCCUGCGUUUGCUUGCUCGACUCUCACUGUUUAGUCUCGUCACUGAUCCGUCGCAUUAAGUGACUCAUUUCAGCACAGCAUCUAGUUACAAUAAACAUGCACAACAUUUAGCUUCCCAUUGUACUUGAGAAAUGACAUUAAACCAUGUGUGGCUUGUGCCGUUUGGAGCAAAGCUUUUAAUAAUGUGAAUCCACACAUCGCAAUUCUUCCAUGCUCCUUAAAUGCGGGGGAGGGGCUUAUUAUGGACGCAGAGAUAUUUUUGGUUUCUGGGACAGUUGCAGCUUACGGAGCAGUGUUUCAGAUCUCCAUGGGGUUGAUUUGCUAGGACUCUGCCUACAAAACGGAGGUAGACAUAUACACCAAACCCACUGCAUUAAAAUAAGAGUCUACGACCAGUAUGACUAAGUGUGUCCAAAGGCCUUUUCAGUGGCAUGACGCCCAGUCCUCGCAGUACCGUUUAUGGAUCACAGAGAUGUCAGGUCUUCGAAAGAGGAUGAAUCUCCAAUGGAAACGCAUAGUAGCCUCCAGCGAUCCGCGCUAUCAGAAAGUAUUACGCUAUGGAAUAAUCUUUGCAAAUUAAAACUUGAAUCUAGCAGUUCAAAAUGCACGUGCCGUCUGAACUGUUCACCUAAGACGCUUUGAUAAAUCUGUGAUCAAUCCAUUUUUUUUUUGUUUGUAUAUUUCAGUGAACCAAAUACAGCAGAAACUAUUUUCUUAUGAAAUCCUGGGGGUGAAAAAUGUUCAUCCCUGGAUUUGUAGUAUGUGCUGAUGUGUGAGUGUUCAGGAGAUUCAACAUGGCUGUGUCAACAUCACUGUUAUAGCGGUUUGAAGAUGACCUGUGGAGAGAUUUCCGUGUUGCACGGCUAUUUAUCAUAUAGCCAUCGAGGCUGUAUACUUUAAGAACACGGAGAAAUUCCCCAAUAUAUUUGCUGUUCUUGUACAAAUAUCUGAAUCUUUUUGAAAUGAAAUUUCCUCCUUUUGUAUCUGACUUUGGGCUAAACAUCUUUGUCUGAUUAACUUUAAUGCUUUACAAAUACACCCUAACCUAGUUAUACUUAACUGAUAUUAACUAAUGGCUUGGUAGACGUCUCAUUAAUUACUCCAUCCGUCCUGCUAAGCACAGAUAAUAGGUUCAAGUAAGUGGAUAGCUUCUAAGGUUAGUCUUGUCACAAGUGACUUGUGUUUUAGGUAAGGUUGUGUUUUAAAAUUCUCUUAAUUUUAGCUUUAGCUGUGGACAUUUAUUGUUGGAGUAGUCUCAGAACAUUUGAACCUGAACUUUGGCACUUUUCUUAGGUCUCGUUCAUUGGUACUUGAUUUCCUGAUUACAGGGCUAUGAUUGUGAAAGGUGACUACUGUUUAUUUUUUAUGUUUUUAAGAAGUAUGAACAAAGCAGCCACCCCCUGUAAUCUAGGGGAUCCUGUCAGCAAGACUGCUGCGUGUGAGUGUGCUAGUGAUCAUAAACAUGCCACGUUGCUAGAAUUUAUCAUCAACACUAUUUAUCUAAAUCUGCAUCUCGGUGUGAAGUUUGAGUAUUUUAUAUUUAAAAUGUAGCAUUUAGUCUUAGUAUCGGUUUAAAGUAUUUAUCUCUCAGCAGAAUUACUCUGGGGUGCACAGUGGCUCAGGAAGUUGGUGCCUCAACUUUCCAUGCCCGGGGGGGGGGGGGGUUGGGCUCUCCCCAUUUUCAGGUUGAGUUUUCUAGGUACUUCAGCUUUCUGCCUCCCCAGUCCAAAGUUGGGGUGAAGUGUUGGGUGUGUGAACUGGCCAAUGCCUGCCUUAUGACUGACCUGUAGGGGGCGUAUCGGUCUCACUCAGAGCCUCCAGAAGACAAUCUCCACAACUGUAAAAGAAAAGAUUGACAAUGGUUGGGAAAGACAGUCGGCCGACUUCGACAAGACAGAUGAUCAUUUAAAAUGACAGGUCAUGUCUUUGGUAGCUGUGCCAUUUUCAUUUUAAAAGGAGAAAUGUACACAGUUUUUCCCCUCUGGCAUAAACUUUAUGCAAGGAGACAGUUGAGUUGGGAUGAUUGAGUAGUGUACGGAGGUUUGUGGCAAAAAGUAAGUUUCUGUUAUACAUUCAGGAAAAAUAGUGGCGUUCACAAGAAAACACAUUCCAUCACCAUGCUAAGUACGUUUGGUUGAAUGUUCAGUACUCUUCACUGUUGUGGUUCAGGCACCGCUGGCUGCCUGGGCCAGUGUGGCGGUCGAACGAGAGACUGAAAGUGAAGACCUCCAGAGUAUGUAGGGGAUAUCACCUGGGCGAUAUCACUCUUGUGUAAGACUCACAUGAUUUAUUAACUGUGUGCAAUGCUCUGCAGACGCCUCAGGCCUGUUUGUAAACCACAGGCAUCGUUGGGGAUGGUUCUGCGUGAAUAUUAGUGUGGAAUGUUUACAUAAUCAGAAUUUUGUGGAAUUUAACAUUUGAGAAAGUUAAUACAACUUUGUUUUGAUCAACUUCAGAUAGUCAUCUUUCCACUAAUUAUUAUUAUUAAUACUACUGCUGUUGGUUGUAGGAUGAUGUUUGCACUGCUAUUGGUAAAAAGCGUUUUCUUACAAAACUGACAAGUGACAGCAAUCAGCCGUCACAAAGGUGUCAGGGAACUGAAAACGACAGGAAACACUGGCAGAACAUCCCCCACAAUGCAUCUCUGCACCAGUGCUUAUUUCUUACCAUAUAAGAAACCUGCUAGGGAAGAGAUGCUCUAUUAAUAUAGGCUGACAGCUCGUCAUAAUAAAAUGAAGAUUUAAAUAAAAAAAAGGCCAGGUCUGGGUGUAUGAGUUCCCAGUCACCAGGUGAUAUAAGGGCUGUUUGUGUAAAGCUCUCUGCUCUACCUGUCGGCAUGACAACAGGCUGUACCACAGAUAAUGUGAGAAGUAGGGGAGAGAGACUGCAGACAUCCGUCCUGCAGCUUCGGACAAAGACCGACAUGUGUCUUAAAGGGGCAGCAGUGCCAUAACAUCAAGGGGAACUUUCACGUCUAUACAUAGAGUGGUCUAGCAAUUAACGUUAUACAUAGCGUGUUUCCUCUUGUCGUAGCGCUUUAAUUUUUAUUAUUGAUUUUUAGUAAACUUAAGGUUUAAAACGUUAAGUUGUUUUCUAUUUGAUUUUCAGUGAAGAAUUUUUUUGUUUAAACAGAGAAGCAUAUUGACUACAGCUGUGAAGUUUCCCUGAUAUCCGGUUCACUUUAGCUUGUUGUUGGUACGACGGUCGAUAGUUUACCGAGGAAGAAAUUGCGAUGGCAAAAUGAAUCUUCAUUGAACCAUUUGCUGUAUUCUCUGACCCUACUGACUCAAGAAAAGGGCUCAUAGAGCACCCCCCCCAAGCAAAGCAAGAGUAAUAGUGCAAUCAGGAAAUACAGCAAAUGGUUCAAUGAAGCUUUGUUUGGACGUCACUAGGGAAGAAGGUUUGGUAACUUCUAUUUAGUUAUCACUAUGUUUGGUGCAAAACAAUAUUUUAUGAAGGUUAUACUUCAUAAGCCUCCCAGAGAAGAUUUUUAUGAAGGCUGUGUGUUUGGCUUAUUAGUACAGUACAGUAAUAUGUUUUGAAGAAAAGUACUGCCAGAUGUUCCGUUGUACUAAAAGCCAAGAAGUGAUGUCCGGAAAGUUCCAAGCACUGAGGGUGUCAACAUGGGAGGGGUGGGAGCGAGAGGCGAGAUUUCUCAGUCGUGAAGAUGCUGGAUGAGUGUGGUGUGAAACAGGCCAGCCGGGGUUAACGUUUUAUUGUAUGGGUAUUAUGAUGAUGCCUGUUGAGAUCUGUGUGCUUAUUUGUGAUCACCUAUGCAUUGGAAGUCCUCAUUUAGUCACCAAGCUUGUCUGUACUGUGCUCCAGACUUGCAUAUAAAGCAUUUUAUGGCUGAUUAUUUGUUGUGAAAAAGCUUUACUGUGAUUAAGGGCAAAAAAAAUCCUCUCCUUUUCUGCAGCGGAGAAGCGAAAAAAAAAAAGUAGGACAAUUAGUGCUGUAAUUUAAGCAGCACUCUUCGUGCACAUUGCAGGCACUGGGGCUUGGCUGCAGCUUGUAACCUUGCAGGUGGGCGACCGUGAUCCACAUUUAAAAGAUUGCAUUGAGUAAAGCUGACCUUUCUCAGCCGGGGAGCACACUCUGAGAAGGCUCUGAGCGUUCCAAGUAACACGAAAUCGAUACUGAGCCACUCCCGGGGGGGGGUUAUGAGGGGAAUGCAAAGAAGUACCAAAAACAGGUGAAGGGAUAUCGCUCUGGCCUGUAUUUAUAUGUGAAAGGAACCCAUAUGCACGUGGCAGCACAAAGUUUGGCUGUGGUUCAAGGUCUUUGAUUAGAAGAGACUUCUAAUGUUUUAUGUGUUGUAGGAUGUGCCUGAUUUCUGAGAACACUGAUUUCUAUCCAAAUACUGUAGACGGCCUUGGUUGCCUGAACAUUAACUAUGUUAACUAGCUGGAAACUCCAACCCAGUACAUUUUACAGAUGGCGGUUAGGCCCUUCGCUUCAUUACCGACAAAAACGUAUUCAUGACAUGCUGUUUCUAAAGCAGCUUCUACUUCAGAACCCAGGGCCACCUGGAAUGGCCACCAGGUUCUCUGACAAACCGCCGUUCUUCAGUAUCUAGCAUCACAUUAAUCCCUACUGUAGAAAUCUUGCUCUUGGUAGUUUAACUUAUUCAAUAAUGUUCUGAGGGCAGAAGGUAAAAAUAAUUGAUUCAGAGAGAUGACGAAUCAGAUUGCAGAGGUGGUGGGUCCAAGCAACUAGGAGGCGAGACCAACCAAUCAGAUAUCUUGGUCCCGCCUCUAGUUGCUUGGACCCACCACCUUUACAAUCUGAUUGGUCAUCUUUCUGAAUCAAUUAUUUUUCCUUCUGCCCUCAGAACAGAAUUUUUGGAGUAAAAAAAAUUCCCACGAAUAGAAAUCUAGCAAUGCAUUUCAGACUCACACACAUUCACUGGAUCCUAUCAUUGAGGGUUAAGUCAGUGACCAUGGAUGUGUUUGGUGCUCGGUUUCUGUAAAAUACGUGGGGUUGAGGUUGAAACUGAGGGCUGAAAGUGUCUCGUUCACCGUUAUUCCCACUUUUGGACAAUUUGAAUGACACUUGGCUAGUAGUUGAAUAAGUUUAGCUUUUAUGGAAAUGAAAGCCUUAGGAAGAAGAGAAAAAUCUGCCAAGUAUCUUAUGGGCUAAGCAUUGCAGACAAGAGUAGAUAAGUUUCAACGAAAUCCAAUCUGUGACCCAUUUUCUUUUUUUGAGUGUGAAAACGCUUUUGCUGCAGUUGCGUAAAUACAGUUGUGUUUGAAUAACUUUGAUUUGCAGUGUUGAAUCUUGGAAGUGCUACUGACGAGAUCAGAGGAGUAAUUUUGCCCCCUCCUAUAAGGGAAGGAAGUCAAACGGAUAUAUCCCUCGGCAAGCUAGUUACACAGAUGCUUUAAUGCUUUUUUGCGGAUUAUUCCUUUACUCAAAAUGAAGACAAUCUUGUUUUUAUAAGCGCGCCUGGUUUUAAUAUUUCUGUGAAAGCACAGUGUGAUGAAAGGCGUUAAUGGCGAUGCUGUGAGUUUGAUAGAGGUGCGCUGCCUGCACGUUUUUCUGCGAGAUGGUGUGUGGCGUGGAAGUCUGUGUGUGGUCUUGGUUGCCUUCAGCUGGAGCCUCAAGAUAUUACAAAAAAAAACAAACCCACACACACUAUCUUACAUGCAAGCUUGAAUGUAACUGCUUCCCAAAGAGAUGUUCAAGUGCAUAAAGAUUAAAAGCAGCGCAAACCCUGUUAGUUUUAUACGUGUUAUAGUGAGUGAUCGUAAUUUAAUUGGAUUGUGCGCAGCUGUUAUCAGCAUUUCUUCCAAUAAAGGAUUCAGCACCUGA